UCUUCCUGUUGCAAUGCUAGUGUUUCUAACACUGCUGCAGAAUAUUAAUUUGUUUUAAAAGGAUUGUUUUCAUUUUGAAAAUUGGUGUUCGGUUUUAUAAAAGCUUGUUUUUACAAGAUUUUAAUUUUGGGCUACAAAUGUCCCUGUUAUCUGGCUGGCCACGUUUUUAUCCACUUAGCAGACCUAUAUAUUUGGUGGAUUUGUCUAGCCAUACUGAGAUUUAUCCUUCAGUAUUAAAGGAACAUUAUCAGCUUCUCUCUCUUGGUAGGAGUCUCUCAGGACCCUGUCCUUGGCCCCUCCUCUUCUCACUGUAUACUCUUGCCCCUCUCAAAUCCAUUCAAAAUGCUGCUGCUAAGAUCAUCUUGGUUCAUUGCUCUGUCACCUGUUCUUUAAGUCCCUCCUCUGGCUUCCCUUCUCUGAGGAGAAAGAGGGCAUUAGGUGUAUUUUUUAAAAAUAAAUAUAUCCUCGUCAGGUUAUGUUUGAUAUUAACCUGCCUAACUGUUAGGUGUUAUAUCAAAGGAGGCUAAGGGUGAAAUUAGCAGAAAGCAAAGGGGUGAUACAGAUAAGAGUCCUGGAGAGAGCUAUUUGUUGGGGAAUACCCCAUAUCUGGCUCUAUCCAGGCUAGAAUGGUUUAUUCUUGCCAAGGCUGAGCAAAGAGAAUCCUAAAUGUAAAAAAAUCUGGCCUCGGGGAGGAGAAGUGUGAAAUGGGUUGUCAACAAAUGAAAUCUGAGGCCUGGUCUACACUACGCGUUUAAACUGAAUUUAGCAGCAUUAAACCGAUUUAACCCUGCACCCGUCCACACAACGAGGACCUUUAUAUCGAUAUAAAGGGCUCUUUAAACUGGUUUCUGUACUCCUCCUUGACAAGAGGAGAAGGCUGAAAGUGGUAUUGCAAUGUCGGAUUAGGAUUAGUAUGGCCGCAAAUCGACGGUAUUGGCCUCCGGGUGGUAGCCCACAGUGCACCAUUGUGACCGCUCUGGAAAGCCAUCUGAAUUCGGAUGCACUGGCCAGGUAGACAGGAAAAGCCCUGCGAACUUUUGAAUUUCAUUUCCUGUUUGGCCAGCGUGGAGAGCUCACCAGCACAGGUGACCACGCAGAGCUCAUCAGCACAGGUAACAAUGCAGUCUCCUGAGAAUCGAAAAAGAGCUCCAGCAUGGACCGCAUGGGAGGUACCGGAUCUGAUCGCUAUAUGGGGAGAGGAUUCCUUGCUAACAGAACUCCGUUCCAAAAGACGAAAUGAAAAAACAUUUGAAAAAAUUUCCAAGGCCAUGACGCAGGGAGGCCACACCAGGGACUCAGUACAGUGCCAUGUGAAAGUUAAGGAGCUCAGACAAGCCUAUCAGAAAACCAAAGAAGCAAACAGAAGGUCCGGGGCAGGGCCGAAAACAUGCCGCUUCUAUGCUGAGCUGCAUGCAAUUCUAGGGGGGUCCGCCACCAGUUCCCCUCCCCUGUCCGUGGAUUCUGAGGUCAGGGUGGUAAUCUCAGCCAUGGCUGAGGAUUCUGCGGACAGGGAAGAUGAGGAGGAGGAAGAGGAGGACGAGCUUGCAGAGAGCACACAGCACUCCGUUCUCCCCAACAGCCAGGAGCUUUUUCUCACCCAGACGGAAUUACCCUCCCAACCCUCCCAAGCCAGUAGCCCAGACAAUGAAGCCAUGGAAGCGACCUCUGCUGCAAAUUUUUCAAGCUUCCCUCCUCCAUCCCGAAGGCUAUCUCAGAUAAGGCGGUGGAAAAAAAAGACGCGAGAUGAAAUGUUCUCAGAAAUCAUGGAAGUGACCCGCAAUGAAAGAGCUCAUCUGAAUGACUGGAAGGAUGUGGUAUCAAAUUACAGGAAAGAUGCCAGUGAACGUGAGGACAGGAGGGACGCUCGAGAUGAGAGGUGGCGGCAGGAAGAUCUGAGGAGGCAUGAUGCAACGCUAGGGCUGCUGCGUGAUCAAACUGACAUCCUCCAACGUCUGAUGGAGCUUCAGGAACAGCAGCAGGUCACAGAGUGCCGCUGCAGCCCCUGUGUAACCACCCUCACCCCUCACCAUGUUCCAUAUCCUCCUAACCCAGACAUGUAAGAACGCGUGGGGGAAGGCUUCGUGCACCCGCCCACUCCACCUCCGUGGACAGCCCAACUAAAAGUCUGUCAUUACUUUGAAAUUUUUUUAGUGGCCUUUUCCUUCCCUCCUAUCCUCCUCCCAAACCACACCUGGGCUACCUUGUCAGUACUCUCCCUCUUUUUAUAAUGACUUAAUAAAGAAUACAUGAUUUUUAAA
Messenger RNA from Gopherus flavomarginatus (Mexican gopher tortoise), 2258 nucleotides. It is a transcript of the gene XKR9, whose product is annotated as XK related 9. Gene Ontology annotation, cellular component: plasma membrane. Gene Ontology annotation, biological process: apoptotic process involved in development; engulfment of apoptotic cell; phosphatidylserine exposure on apoptotic cell surface. The transcript has 2 exons. The record is from RefSeq and is a predicted model, not a curated record. Bases 999 to 2060 code for a protein of 353 amino acids. NCBI's taxonomy places the organism in Eukaryota, Metazoa, Chordata, Testudines, Testudinidae.